AUGUCUUCUCAGGGCAAUGGCGUGAUAAUGGUCGCUGACGAUGGACCCAGUCAACGACCACCCAAGUCGUUGGCAAAAGCAUGUCUGGCCUGUCGGACCAAGAAGAUCCGUUGUGACGCUGUAAAGCCCGAGUGCGGAAAUUGUGCCAGUCAGAAACGUGAAUGUAUCUAUCGGAAAGAAACUCCACGAAAAAGACCUACGUUUUCUCAAAUUGCAAAAUUGCAACGGGACCUGGCAGCUCUCAAAGUGUUCCUGUUGACUCUGAAGAGAAGUAGCCCGGAGGAGCGGGAGAAAUUACUCGACGCAGCCGUUGAUGAAGAUGGGGCUGUCAACUUGCUAGACUCUACUGAGCCUGGCCCUCCGGAAGAGGCUUCAUCACGAAAAAACACAAGUCAGCCCAUUGAUAGAAGUGCUACUACACCAAUAGUAUCGUCAGAUGAUGAGUUAAAUAUUGCCAACUUCAUAUCUGUUGAUGAUGCUGGCACGACAAACAGCUUCGGUCCAUCGUCUGCUCUUCACAACCCGGCAAGGAACGAUAGGGGAACACCAUCAUCCCGUCAAUCCACAACAACAACAGAGCACGUCAAGAACGAAUUAAUAGCCAAUGCCGCUUUGCAACGUCAUCUAGAGCACAGACUUACCAGACUUACAACAAUUGCUGGAGAGCCAACAGAACUUGCACUCCAUCUUCUAAACUUGCACUGGGCUCGUCAGCAUCAUACUUUUCUGCUGACGUAUCGGCCGGCUGUCAUGCGAGACUUGGAAUGUUCUGGCCCAUAUUGCUCUGCUUUCAUGCUCAAUGCCAUAUUCGCAUGCUGCAGCAAGUUCUCCCCGCGACUUGACGUCAGGGACGAUCCAGAUGAUGCGUCCAGCGUUGGCCGUCGUUUCUUCAAGCGCUGUGAUGAGCUUCUCAGCAGUGAGUAUCUUCUCAUCAGACCACAUAUAUCCACAAUUGUUGGACUUGUCCUUUUAGGCUCGACAUAUAAUGCCCGUGGAGAGACGUCAAAAGGCUGGCUAUAUACAGGGUACGCUCUACGAAUGGUUUACGAUCUUGGUCUUCAUCUCGAUCCGAAGCAGACUACAGAAGACCCUGAAGAGAUUGAGAUCCGACGACGGGUCUUCUGGGGCGCUUUUGUCUGCGAUAAGCUCCAGAGUCUGUAUAUGGGUCGUCCAGUGGCUAUCAGUCUGCGUGACUCACAGGUAUCUCGUGAGUGCCUUGACUUGUACGAGGAGAUGGAGCCAUUUUAUCCUUCAGCCUUGGCUACAGGUUCGUCAUCUAGACUUGAUGAAAACAUGGGCGAUGCAAUUCCGAGACAUUCCGUUUCGACUUUUCAGCAACUAUGUCUCCUGUCCAAGAUAAUGACGACUAUCAUCAAUCGCUUUUAUGUGGUCGGAGCCACGUUCUCAAAUGCUCAAGCCGAUCUUCAAAAGAUUGAGCAGGCCUUGCACCAGUGGCGAGAUAAGCUACCACCGGAGCUAGAUUUCCAACCAUGGUUGUCGUCGAGCACUGCGAUUCAAACACCCAAUAUCAUGGUUCUUCAUAACGUCUAUCACUCUCUCAUCAUUCUCGUUCAUCGACCAUUCAUCUCAGAUGAUCAUCUCCGAUCCACUGCCACGUCGCGACGGUCAUGGGAGCAAUGCACUGUAGCAGCAAGAUCCAUCACCAGUAUAGCCUCAUUCUACAAGUCAACCUACGGGCUGAGUGGCGCUCCUUAUGUUCUCGCAUACUCGGUGUAUGUGGCUUGUACAAUACAUGUCCGCAAUGCAGCUUCACAGACCCAGACACGUGAUCAUUUAUUGAUGCUCAAAUCCAGUUUGGAAUGCCUGGAUGAACUGUGCACGGCAAAUCCUGGUGUUGCCAAACCAGCAAACAGUAUCAGGCGCUUAAUUGAGGCUAACCACUUGAACUUGAUUACCGAAGAAUCGCACUCUCUUAGGCAAAAUCAUAUGUCGUUUGACUUGGACGUCAUUCAGAGCACGUUUUUAGUUAAUGAAUUAUCCCAUACGGGAUCCGAAAUGUUCCGCAUGGCCGAUUUUGAGUAUGGUCUGCCGAUCGACCCUUUGUUUGGGUGGAUAAAUGUCUCAACCCCAUUGCUGGAAGAAGAGACGCCGACCUUUUGA
Molecule: messenger RNA, 2121 nt
Organism: Fusarium proliferatum ET1
Lineage: Eukaryota; Fungi; Ascomycota; Sordariomycetes; Hypocreales; Nectriaceae
Exons: 3
Coding region: 1-2121 (706 amino acids)
Biological process (GO): regulation of DNA-templated transcription; DNA-templated transcription
Molecular function (GO): DNA binding; zinc ion binding; DNA-binding transcription factor activity, RNA polymerase II-specific
Source: RefSeq, a predicted model, not a curated record